CAGGAGGCGGGUGGUCGCCCGGAGACUCCGCACCUCGGAGUGACGUCCUGCUGCAGUGCCGCUGCCUGCGCUGCCCGAGCUCGUCAAUGGAGCUGGAAAACAUCGUUGCCAACACCGUUUUGCUGAAAGCCAGGGAAGGGGGUGGAGGGAAACGCAAAGGCAAAAGCAAAAAGUGGAAGGAAAUCCUGAAAUUCCCUCACAUUAGCCAGUGUGAAGAUCUCCGAAGAACAAUAGAGAGAGAUUACUGCAGCAUAUGUGAGAAGCAGCCCAUUGGAAGGCUCCUCUUCCGGCAGUUCUGUGAGACCCGGCCCGAGCUCGAGUGCUGCAUCAGGUUCCUUGACUCGGUGGCAGAAUAUGAAAUUGCUCCAGAUGAAAAGCUGGGAGAGAAAGGGAAGGAAAUCAUGAUGAAAUACCUCACCCCAGAGUCUCCAGCCUAUGUUCCCGAAGUCAGUCAAGAACUUAUCCAGCAGACAGAGGAGAAACUGGAAAACAGCCCCUGCAAGGAGCUGUUCUCUCCCUGUACAAAAUCUGUCCUUGACCACCUCAGUGGGGAACCAUUCCAAGAGUACCUAAACAGCAUGUACUUCGACAGGUUCCUCCAGUGGAAGUGGUUGGAAAGGCAACCAGUAACAAAAAACACGUUUAGGCAGUACAGGGUGCUGGGGAAAGGCGGCUUUGGGGAGGUCUGCGCCUGCCAAGUGCGAGCCACGGGGAAGAUGUACGCCUGCAAGAGGCUGGAGAAGAAGAGGAUCAAGAAGAGGAAAGGCGAAUCCAUGGCGCUCAACGAGAAGCAGAUUUUAGAGAAAGUCAAUAGUCAGUUUGUAGUCAAUUUAGCCUAUGCCUAUGAAACAAAGGACGCACUGUGUUUAGUUCUGACCAUAAUGAAUGGAGGUGACCUGAAGUUUCAUAUCUACAACAUGGGAAACCCAGGCUUCGAGGAGGAAAGAGCUUUGUUUUAUGCAGCAGAGAUUCUUUGUGGCUUGGAAGACCUUCACAGAGAAAACACUGUGUACAGAGAUCUGAAGCCAGAAAAUAUCCUGCUGGAUGAUUAUGGCCAUAUUAGAAUAUCUGAUUUGGGUCUAGCUGUCAAAAUCCCCGAGGGUGAAUCAAUCCGUGGAAGAGUAGGAACAGUAGGGUAUAUGGCUCCAGAGGUGCUGAACAACCAGAGAUACACACUCAGCCCUGACUACUGGGGGUUAGGCUGCCUCAUUUAUGAAAUGAUUGCUGGGCAAUCGCCGUUCCGUGGGAGGAAAGAGAAGGUGAAGAGGGAAGAAGUGGACAGAAGAGUGCUGGAGACAGAGGAGGUGUACUCCCAUAAGUUCUCUGAGGAGGCCAAGUCCAUCUGUAAAAUGCUCCUCACCAAAGACGUGAAGCAGCGGCUGGGAUGUCAGGGGGAAGGGGCAGCAGAGGUGAAGAGGCACCCCUUUUUCAAGAGCAUGAAUUUCAAGCGGUUAGAAGCAGGAAUGCUGGAUCCUCCCUUCGUGCCUGAUCCCAGAGCAGUGUACUGCAAGGAUGUGUUAGACAUUGAGCAGUUCUCCACAGUGAAAGGAGUUAACCUGGACCAAACAGAUGACGAUUUCUAUUCCAAGUUUUCCACAGGAUCGGUGUCUAUUCCAUGGCAAAAUGAGAUGAUAGAAACAGAGUGCUUCAAGGAGCUGAAUGUAUUUGGACCAAAUGGUACUAUUUCACCAGACCUAAACAAAAGCUACCCCCCAGAGCCACCCAAGAAAGGAUUGCUACAGAGAAUAUUUAAGCGACAGCAUCAGAACAAUUCAAAGAGUUCUCCAAAUUCAAAGGCCAGUUUAAAUCAUCACAUAAAUUCAAAUCACGUAAGUUCAAACUCCACUGGAAGCAGCUAGUUCCAGCUCAGUCCCAUGAAACAACAUGUUGCAUCCUUCCACUAUAAUCUCUGGAGCUUCUGUGGAUGAGAGAGCCUCCACCGUUGAGUGAAGAGAAAGAAAAUCUGGAUCUCCCAAAAUGGAGAUUUUCUAUCCAUUCCUUCCAGUGGAGCCUCACAUUUUAAGAAGAAAUUUCCACUCAGGUCUGUUUUUGGAGGUGGCACUCAAGACUGUGUGAAUCAAAUUUGUCUCUUUAGAACAUUGCAAUAGAAAUUCAAUGAACAUGACUACUUGCACGUAUUUAAAUAGCAUCAUACUAGAACUGAAUUUUGUCUUUAUUAUUUUUAAAGAAAAGUUUUGUAAAUUUCUCUAUUGUCUCAGUUUACAUUUUGUACAUUUGUAUUUAAAUGAAAGUCAGACUUUGGAGGUGUAUAUUUUCCAAGCAGCAGCUGUAAAGCCAUGUGUUUUAAGACAUUUUUUUAAAAGAAACAAAAUGUGACUCAAGACUUCCAGAGCCUCAAACGAGAAAUCAUUCUUUUUAGCAAUUCUAGAAAAUUCUUCAUAAAUCACUUUAUCACACGGGGGUUUAUUGACAUGCAUUUUUAUGGAACAGUUUAUUCUUAAUUAUUUUACAUCUGUAUAUUUGGUUUACAGCAACACUGCAUACAUUUCUCCUCUUCAUUAGUUUGUAAUGUCUCGCAUUAAAUGCUAAAAGACAGGAUUUUGAUGCAUUCAAAAAUGCUACUUGCUAUGCUGAUGGUUUGUGAUGUCUUGGGACCAGCCCAGCUGAGAUUUGCACUUAUGUUGUUGCUCCAUCAAAGGCUUUUUCGUUAGACAGGGAGCCCUGUUUUAAGCUCUUUUCCUUCACCAGUGUUUGUGCUGUUUGUAGCAGCAGGCAGAACAAAGCUGAGGGAGAGGUGACCAGGAUAGCAAACGUCCAUUUCUUUUUCUAGGACUUCAAACCUGCACCUGCUGAAAGGAGAGCAAAACUCAAAGUGUUCUCCAUGCUGCAGUCAAAAGCCCAAGGUCUUUCCACAGCUGCCCACAUCAAAGAGGCAGCAGGAGGGAUGUUCAGCAGUCUGGCUUGUGCCAACCGUGAGAUUUGUGACAGCUUUGUGGGGCUGAGCUGUGGAGGCUCGGGGUGGGAUCUGAGCUGCUUUUGGGCAGUAGCAGAACCCACAGGCUGUGCCUGCACUUAAAAUACUGCCAUGUGUCAUGCAAACACCCCCUGACACAUCCCCUCAAUUAGACCCUCGACUGAAUGAAAUGCCAGCAUGAAAUAAUAACUCCCACUCCCAGCUCCAUCGUUCUUUGUCCAGGAUCCUUUAACCAUUGACAAAAAUUCUGCCUCACUAGGAUGAGCAGAUCAGGCAGGAUCAGUAGCAGUACCUCAGGCAUCAGAAUCAGGCUCUUCUCAAGUAUUUCACUCUUAUUGUUAAGAACACCAGGCCAAAAAAUAGGGUACCUUCCCUUCCACAGGAGCUGGAAAUCCUUUGUGCCCACAACUGCAGCCCAAAGUGUUCUGUAGGGUGUGUGGGUUCCCCAUACUCCUUACAAUGUUGGCUAGACUAUACUGAAUUUUUUAAACCUUUGGGUCAUCAGGAGCAUCUGAAAGCCACCCUGGUGUGUUUAAAAUCCUGUUAGCCAGCAGUGGAGCUACCCCAGGGUCCAAGGAAGUGAUAUUCCAGUGGGAGUGUUAAUGACCAAAAUUCAUUAGACUGCCACAUGCAUGUUCUGUGUGGCCAGUGCUGAGGGGGAAAAGGAUGAAGGUUGGUGGUGGCAAAUCCCUGAGUGAGAGACACACAGGAAUGACAUAGCAAAGCAGCUUGAAGCUGUGAGACAGAGGGACAAAACAGGGACUUCCAUAGAGCAGCUGACAGAGAAGAGUCAAGACAGGGAGAUGAGGCUUCAGCCAUUCUCCCAUGUCAGAUGGUGGCAUUGCAGAUCUUAUAGAAGAUGCAGGAUUUUAGAGAUGUUGCUAGUUUGGCAUGUGAAGACUAAAAUCUUCAUUCUUCACCAUCUCCCAGUAUUGAGAAAUACCAGCCAAUCCCUUACUGAAAGCUGGUGAACAAACUGCAAAUGUUGGUUAUACCUUUUAGAUGCUCCCAGCCUUACCCUGUGGUGGAUGACAUUUUAGGGACAGCAGUGAAUGACAGCAUUUGUGCCUUGUCCUGCUGUUCUUUCAGGCAGGCCAGCACUCACUGAGCAGCUCUGGGGCUCUGGCAGAGUCCUGGAAGGGUGAGAGCAUUCAUUCUCCCUGGGUGCCUGCAGGGUGUGAUGCUAGGGCUGGGUAUCCUGAAUUCUCAUGGCAUGGAAGAAGGAUGCUGCUGUGCACCUGGAGGCACCAAGCCUGGGAUGGAGCCCCUCUGAAUCCCACCUCCUUGGAGCAGUGAGAGAGGAAGGGGAGAGACACAAAACACCACCAGCAGACAGAGAUUUCAUCCCUGCAGUGUCUCUACAAACUACAAACAGUAUUACCAUGCUGGGGCAGCAGAACUUUUCAGCCCCCAGCCCUGGAAGGCUUAAAAUCCAUCAGAAGUGCUAAUGACCAGUCCUAGGGAUCUCCUUGUCGUGGUUUGCCUACAACAACAAAACCUGCAGGAUUUCUUGUUUAUUCCUUCUUAAUUUUGUUGGGCUUUUUUUUUAUUUUUUUUUCAGCUUACCUUGCACUCAGAGCUGGAGUAGGAGCACAGUCCUUGCACUUCCAUAGUGUGACCAGGUGCAGUUUGGGCCCAGAACUCAGGGCUGAAGCCCUGUCCAGGCAGUGCCCUGCUCAGCCAGGCUUCCACAGGCAUUUGGCCAUUGGCUCCAUGGAGUCAAAUUUAAAAACCACUGGGAACUCUGAAAAAAAACUUACAGUUUUGUCAUACAACCUCGGAGAGCAUUUGCAAUAAGAUUUUUAGUAUUUUGACUCCAGGUGAAUUUUGAGGUGGGUCUGCAGGUAACAAAGGAGUAGAAAGGAGUAGUUUUGUAAUAGCUUUCCAGACUGAUUCAUUUUCUUUAUGUCCUCUUCAGUUAGCAUCCAAAUUCUUUCCAAAAAAUGCAUAUGCUCAGAUCUGGUUGCUUGUUUUAAAUAGACAGAUGAGCAAACUUAGCUCUUUUUAAGAAUCAGAAAUCAUUUGCAAUCUGAUCCUGAAUUAUGCAAGCACGCCUUUUAUUUUUAAAUCUUUGUUGAGGAGUCUGAUGAACACUAAUUAGUUGACAGACUUUCAUGAGUCAGGUGUUUGCUAUUCAUUUCCUACAGUGUCUCAAGGUUCAUUUGAGUCUUGUAGCAUUUUUUCCCACUGUUGGAUGUGAGGCUUUUUUUUAAACAAAUGAAUAAUGAAG
Messenger RNA from Melozone crissalis (California towhee), 5165 nucleotides. RefSeq names its product G protein-coupled receptor kinase 5 (gene GRK5). Gene Ontology annotation, biological process: regulation of signal transduction; protein phosphorylation; signal transduction. Gene Ontology annotation, molecular function: ATP binding; G protein-coupled receptor kinase activity. NCBI's taxonomy places the organism in Eukaryota, Metazoa, Chordata, Aves, Passeriformes, Passerellidae. Gene Ontology annotation, cellular component: cytoplasm. The coding region runs from base 87 to 1859 and encodes 590 amino acids. The transcript has 16 exons. The record is from RefSeq and is a predicted model, not a curated record.